Oncorhynchus kisutch (coho salmon) is the source of this 3221-nucleotide messenger RNA. Its product is annotated as RING finger protein 208-like. Lineage: Eukaryota; Metazoa; Chordata; Actinopteri; Salmoniformes; Salmonidae. The coding region runs from base 2070 to 2888 and encodes 272 amino acids. The record is from RefSeq and is a predicted model, not a curated record. The transcript has 2 exons. Gene Ontology annotation, biological process: protein ubiquitination. Gene Ontology annotation, molecular function: ubiquitin protein ligase activity.
ACUGCAGCGGAGACUGCAGAGAGAAAGGCAGGGAGGGAGGGGGGGAGAGAGAGAGAGAGAGAGAGCAAGAGCAAGAGCAAGAGGGGGAGGAGAAAGCAUCAAGACAUUUUCAGGUCGAGAGAGAGAGAGAGAGAGAGAGACAUAUAAGUUACAUACGGUGAGAGAGAUGUAAACAUAGUAUCCGUGAGCCUGUGUGUGUGAGUGUAUGCACAGAGGCACAUUGACAGAAGCUGAGAAGGAGAACGGGAGCACAGACGGCACUGAGGGAAAGACAACAACAGGGGAGAAUAAAAGAAGAAAGGAAGGAAGAAAGACAGCAGUAAAUACCUGAAGACCCGAGGCUCCUAUUGAGACCAAAUAGGAAGAUAUAAAGAGAGAAACAGAGAAGAGAGGAGGAGAGGAAGAUACUCAGAGAGACAUCACAGGAGCUCAAGUAAUUACACAACCUCUUUGGCUGACUGACAGACCGAGAGAAAGGAGGAGGGAUGGAGAGAGAGCCGUUAGCAACCGCUGGGCCACACCACAGAGGAAAGGGAGAGAGGGAGGGAGAGUGAAGGACGAAGGGAACAGAGGAGGAGAAGAAGAGGAGGAGGGCUCCACCACCAGCCUCUGUCCUCCAUCACUGUUGCUGAAGGAAGGAGUGACGCACCCACCCUCUGACAGCUCAGGCUCCAUCUUACCUUCCCUUCCCUUCUUUCAUCUUUACCUUCCUCCCUCCACCUCUAUCAUCUCAGGGUCUCAGACAGGAAUGAGCACCUUGUCUCCUUUGCUCCUCUCCUCCUCCUCUUCUUCCUCCUCCUCCCUUAUGGCAAAACAUCCUCUGUUCUGCUUCCAGAUGCAUGGGCCAUUACAUGCACAGUGAAGCUCUACCCUGUAACAAGACUACUGUCAUUUCACAACACAAGACAGACAGUAUAUUCAGGACAGUAAUCUCCAAAAGCAGCAACACACAGCAAGAAGCAGGCUUGGCAAGGUGGUUGGAGAACUGGGAGGACCAUAUGACAGGACUGACCAGCAACACAGGUAACUGAGCCAAAGAGGAUAACAGUCACACCAUCUGACAGUCUGAGGUCACUGCUGUCACUCUGAACCUCUGAGGGACAGACACACAGACCGUGACGAAGAAAGGACCUCCCUGGAGACCUUUAUCUGCCCACUAGUGGGAGCACCCCUUCACUCCCUCCUUAGAGAAAUUCAGGAGGGGUGUGUUUAAGGGCAGGGGAGUCAUUCCAAGAGCCUUCCAUCGUCUCUGAUACACCUCCCACUGAUACGCCUCAUGAGACCCCAACCAAGGCCAAAGGUCACAAAACCAUAUUCAACCAAAAGCACAGGCAGAGAGAGGAAGAGAGGAGGUUCUAGUCUGAGUGUAUACAGGUUGUUCACACACACAUUCACACACUAGGCUGUUCCACAGCCUCAGCUAGAAACAGGAACAAAGUGCUGGUUUCAGCAGCAACCACCUAGAAACAAGCCAGCCCCAAGCCCUGUUUGCGUCAGUUUCCCCUGACAAGCCACAGGAUGCUGUGAAACAGUAGACUGAACUACUACUGAACAGCCCCUGCUGCUUGAGCUCUCCAUUUUGAGAGAGUAGAAUUCUUCACAACCCUGUAGUGUUAUGUGAGCAUCUAUAUAUAUGUACAUAUAAGAUUAUUUAUUGGUGUUAUCACUGAAAACAUAUCAUUUGUGCUGAUGUGUUGAGACCUGUCUGUUGUUCAGCUGCUAUUGCGGACUAACUACCAGGCACGGACUGUUAUCCCUGUCUAUCAGUAGUGUUGUUAGAGGACAGUAUUUCUGUCUAAUAGGGACGUCUUCUUCACUGCUCCAGGUUAGAGGGCUCUGGCUUUAGUCCUCAGUCCUUCUGUCCCACAUAAAGACUCAGGGUAACAGCACAACAGACGUGGGAAAAAUGGACAGAAUCAUACGUCCCCACGUCCCCUCUAAUGGCUGACUUUGACACACCCAGGUCACUUCAGAGCCCCGACCUACUUCCAGCCCAAGCCAGGGGCAUCGCCCGCUAAACCAGCCAUAGGACCCUCUCUUAAAAAAAGACAGACACCCAAAUACGCUUAAUGUCCAUGUCCUGCCUCAGGCGACAGCCUGUGACCAUCCCCAUGGAUACCGUCAAGAUCAUCCAGUCAGAGAAGUUCCCCCGGGAAUGCCCGGUGCCUGUCACCCAACCUCGCUUUGCCCCUCCCCCACGGGUGGCAUGGGACGGAGGGGGAGAGGGAGAGAUCAUAGUCAAUCAGGCAUGCAGUGACCUAGCCCUGGACAUGACCUGCAGGGAUCUUGCAAUGGAGGUGACCUGCACUGACCUGGCCCCCACCAGACCCAUGGUCUCAUCUCCCCCAGCCCCCAUGGGCCGCAAGGAGAGCUACCUGGCCCAGCGCAAAGCCAGCUCCGCAGAGAUCUGCUACCACCAGUUCCACUACAAGAUGGAGGAUGUCAUAGUCAACCAGUACGUGCUGCGUUCUUCUUCAACGUCCUCCUCCACCUCCUCUUCCUCCUCGGGUCCCGUGAUGCCCUGUGAACCCCUAGACUGCCCCACCUGCGGCCACACCUACAACUUUACUGGCAAGCGUCCUCGCAUCCUCUCCUGCCUACACUCGGUGUGUGAGGAGUGCCUGCAGAUCCUCUACGAGUCCUGCCCCAAGUACAAGUUCAUCUCGUGCCCCACAUGCAGGCGUGAGACGGUGCUGUUCACAGACUAUGGGCUGGCUGCCCUGGCCAUUAACACCAGCAUCCUGAGCCGGCUGCCCUCUGACCCCAACGGCCCGGUGCAGUGGGGAGGGGAGGCCGACCGGAGUUGCUACCAGACGGUGCGCCAGUACUGCCAGUCAGCCUGCACCUGCCAGAUCGCCAACCCCCUGUCCUCCUGUGGCAUCAUGUAGAGACCUAGGCAGGGGCCAAACUGGCAUGACUUAACCCUGCCUCUUCUCUUCCACCUACCCUCCUCCUCUCUAUCUCGCAUACAUACAACCCCACACAGAUGUAUCUCUAGAUUUAAUAUUACAGAUGGAUGCUGUCUGGGUCAAAUGGAUCGUGAAGGACACCGCUUGCAGACGAAAGCAGGGAAAUGGCAAAUAAAUGUAUUUUAUGUAUGAACUGUGAAUCCUAUUCCCCCUCUCUUGUUCUGAUGUGUUUGUGUUGACAUCUCUUUACAUGGGAAUGCUAUAGGGGAGGCCUAUCCCCUCAACCUAGGUAAAUAAAACUAUAAAAACACA